Cryptomeria japonica (Japanese cedar) is the source of this 958-nucleotide messenger RNA. RefSeq names its product NDR1/HIN1-like protein 10. Gene Ontology annotation, biological process: defense response to other organism. The transcript has a single exon. Bases 129 to 770 code for a protein of 213 amino acids. NCBI's taxonomy places the organism in Eukaryota, Viridiplantae, Streptophyta, Pinopsida, Cupressales, Cupressaceae. The record is from RefSeq and is a predicted model, not a curated record.
UUUCCCACAUAUUCACAUCUUUCUUCUGCAAGAUUUCAUUUUGUUAUCUAAACACAUUUAGAAUCCAACUCUGAGCGAAGGCUUAUAUUUCUUCUGGUAGAUUUGAUCUUGUUUUAGAGAAAGAAUUGAUGGGCGAAGGCGCUAAACCUGGUCCGACCUUCAAUGGAGGGUACUAUUCAGCAGGGGGAAACGGAGCCCCAAUUCCAUCACCCACUGCAGCUUACAUACUCCCCAAACGAAGGCGUGGAAUGCCAUGUUUCUUAAAAUUCCUUAUAAAUUUCAUCAUCGGCCUCGUAAUACUCAUCGGCGUUGCAGCGCUUGUUAUCUGGUUAGUCGUGCGCCCAACAAAGCCCAAAUUCUACGUGGACGAUGUUAAUUUCAGUAACAACAGUACUAUCGCUUUGAAUAUGACCGUUCGGAAUGGGAAUAGAAGGAUGGGCAUCUAUUAUGACACCAUCUAUGCAUUUGCGAUUCCCUUUUCUGCAGAACAAAGUAUUGCGGCCACUGGGCUGCAUGAAUUUUAUCAGGGCCAUAAAAAUACCACUAUUUUGCGUCCUGUUUUUCUUUCUGCUGCGUCGUCGUCGUCUUCGAAUACAGGGGAUGUGGUCGACAUGGAAGUCAAAUUGAGAUCUCGUGUUCGUUUCAAGGUGGGCGGAUUUAAAAGCCGUCAUUACAAGCUGAAAGUGAAGUGCCGAUUCUCUGCGCCGCUGAAUGAAACGACUGCAACGACCUUCCAGAGGAAGAAGUGCAAAGUGGACGUGGAUAGAUAGAUUUAUUUUUGGGAAGACAAUAGCUGAGUUGUUAUGCAGAUGGAGCGUUUUUUCUGUUUCUCUUCUCACUGAGGGAUUUCAUUUAUUCGUUAUUUCUUUGAGUUUAUUAGUGUGAAUUACAUUGUAAAAUAACCCAUUGCUGUUGCUGUGUGUUGAAUAUAAUAAAAGGUUAUUAUUGUUUUUGUAUA